Papilio polytes (common Mormon) is the source of this 1745-nucleotide messenger RNA. RefSeq names its product alpha-amylase 4N-like. The transcript has 11 exons. The coding region runs from base 118 to 1614 and encodes 498 amino acids. Gene Ontology annotation, biological process: carbohydrate metabolic process. Gene Ontology annotation, molecular function: cation binding; alpha-amylase activity. Lineage: Eukaryota; Metazoa; Arthropoda; Insecta; Lepidoptera; Papilionidae. The record is from RefSeq and is a predicted model, not a curated record.
UGUAAGUUAUCUGUGCGCUUUCGUGGUUGCUUCAAAUAAACCCAUUUUUUAAUAAAUAAAAUAAGGUAAAAGCGUUGUUUUCUAAACAUUUGUUGUUUGAAUUAUACUGUGGUAAAAAUGUUUAAUUUAUUCCUUAUGCUACUUGUUAUAAGAGCGUGUUUAUGCGAUCAUCACAACCGAACCAAUCAGUUACCAGACAGAUCGACCAUAGUUCAUUUGUUUGAGUGGAAAUGGAAAGAUAUUGCAGAUGAAUGCGAGAGAUUUCUGGCUCCAAAAGGCUACGGAGGCGUACAGAUUUCCCCACCAUCGGAAAAUGUGAUUAUUCAUUUGGCAAACGGAAAGCGAACAUGGUACGAACGUUACCAAGUCAUGUCAUACAAAUUGAAGACCAGAUCUGGGGACAGAGAUGACUUUCUAAAUAUGACCACAAGGUGUAACAAGGUUGGCAUCAGAAUUUAUGCUGAUGUAGUAUUCAAUCAUAUGACCGGUGACCACAAAGGAGAUAAAGGUACAGGGGGCAGCACUGCCGACUUUCCAAACUAUUCCUACCCCGCAGUACCUUAUACUAGAGAACAUUUUCACUCCCCACAUUGUAUUAUUAAUAAUUACUACGACGUUAAUCAGGUUAGAAAUUGUCAACUCCUGGGACUUAAAGACUUGAACCAAACAAUGGAGUAUGUACGACAGCGCAUAAUACGAUACGCCAAUAAACUAAUUGAAUACGGUGUUGCUGGCAUCAGAGUGGACGCAGCAAAACACAUGUGGCCAAAAGAUCUCCGUGAGAUUUAUAGGAGGCUCCGCACCCUUAAUACUGAUUACGGUUUCCCGCCAAACACAAAGCCUUACAUCUACCAAGAGGUCAUUUAUUUUGGUAACGAACCAAUAAAACUCGAAGAAUAUACACCUUUAGGUGACGUUACUGAAUUCAGAGUCGGUUCCGAACUUCAGAACGUUUUUCGAGGCCGUAACGCGCUCAAAUGGCUGAUAUCUUGGGGGGAACAAUGGGGCCUAUCACAGAGUGACACCGCGCUAACUUUUAUUGACAAUCAUGAUACACAGCGGAGUGGGAACGUAUUGACGUACAAGGAAUCGAGACCUUACAAGGCCGCUGUAGCGUUUAUUUUGGCGCAUCCGUACGGAGAGCCCCGAAUAAUGAGCAGCUAUGCAUUCGACAGCGCUGAUCAAGGACCGCCUAAUGACGACAAAGAAAACAUAAUUACUCCGAGCAUUAACGAGGAUGACACUUGCGGUAACGGGUGGGUGUGUGAACAUCGCUGGCGUCAAAUCUAUCAAAUGGUUGCCUUCAGGAACGCGGUGAAGUAUACUACGGUAGAAAACUGGUGGGACAAUGGCAGCUGUCAGAUUGCUUUCAGCAGAGGUGAAAAGGGAUUUAUAGUAUUCAAUGGAGAAGCUUAUCCACUGAAUGUUACCCUAAAGACUGGAUUACCAAAAGGUGAAUACUGUGACGUGAUAACUGGUAAAAGACAAAGUGAUGGUUGUACUGGGGCUAAAGUAAAAGUUGACGAUAAAGGACUAGCACAUAUUUAUAUUUCUAACAAUGCUGAAGACAUGCAUUUGGCCAUCCAUAUUGGGAAUGAGUCAAGAAUAUUUUGAAUAUAAACAUUAGAAUAUAAUAAAGUCAUUUAACUAAAUGUUGAGAACCGAAUAUAAAUUGAAUGGAAUUGUUUUCGUUGGCCAUCAGAUCUAAUUAAUCGAUUCAUAAAAUAAAUAAAAUUGGUCGAAUA